GGUAAAUAAAAAGAAGGAAAUCAUUGGCGUCUUGCUCCUGCGCUCCCCUCACCAGAUCUCGAUCCCACCAUGUCUGCCACUUCCGCCCUGGGGUCUCCGGCGACCUCCGCCGCCGCGGCCCCUCUGCCCAACCUCUCCAUCCCCUAUGAUCUAGCCACGCGUGGACAGUGGCAAGCGCUGCUCGCGAACCUCGCCCACCCCUCCCACGCCCAUCACCCGCACCACCGCCUCCUCUUAUCUGCGCUCUCGGCGCUCUCCCUCGCCAAGCUCCGCCGCUUCUCCGACGGCGCCGCCCUACUGGCCUCACUUCACCCAGAUCCCGGCUGCCCGCCGCCGCCCUUUCUUCUCCGCCUCCUGCACGCUCUCCUCCCGCUCUUCUUCCCCGACCGCCCCCUCGCUCUCGACCGCCUCUACACGCUCCUCUCAUCGGUCCGCGCCCGCCCUGACGCCCAGCAUCCCGAGUGGCGCCGUCGUGACGCCCUCGUCUCGUCAAUCCUCGCCUCCGAUCACCUCGCCCACCGAGAGUUCGACGUCGCCAUUGCCCUCGUCGCUGAACUCGUCGCUCGCGAGCCGGACAACCCGGUCCUGCUCUCCCGCCUCGCCUAUGCCCACCUCCAGAUCGGCAACCUCGCUGCCGCCUCCGCGGUCUUCCAACACGUCGAAUCCGUCGCGGCCGGCGACUCCUCUCACGACAGCCUCCUGUCUCGCAACCGCGCGCUCGAGUGCAUCGUGGCUAAGGACUAUGCCGCAGCGGUGCGGGAGUACGAGCGCUGUAUUGAAGCUGACCCGGCUGACGCCAUCGCCGUGAACAACAAGGCGCUGUGCCUAAUGUACUCGCGGGACCUCGGCGACGCCAUCAAGGUGCUUGAGGGCGCGCUGGAGACGAUGCCCACGGCGGCGCUCAACGAGACAGUGGUGGUCAAUUUGUGUAGCAUGUACGAGCUUGCCUUCGUCAACCAUGGUGAGGUCAAGCGAACCCUUGCCGAUUGGAUCGCGAGGGUGGCACCAGACGACUUCGACAAAUCCUGCACACGCAUGUAGGAGGUACUGGAACUCAGCAUUGAAUUAUUUCACCUGCUGCUAGGAUGUGCUCUAGCAGAGAGAUUGUGUAUUUGUGUUGCUAUAGUUGCUCCACACACUGGAGUUUGAUUGUUCAUGUUUCCAUGACAUUUAUCAUUUAAUGAUAACUGAAAGUUAUGUGGUUGCA
This is a messenger RNA of Triticum urartu, 1207 nucleotides long. RefSeq names its product Tetratricopeptide repeat (TPR)-like superfamily protein. The record is from RefSeq and is a predicted model, not a curated record. Gene Ontology annotation, molecular function: protein binding. Lineage: Eukaryota; Viridiplantae; Streptophyta; Magnoliopsida; Poales; Poaceae.